GGUGAUAAGUAGUUGUCCUGCAGUCAGUCUGUAUUGUGUCUGUGUGCGAAGUCAGAAGGGAGAGACUGCAUUCACAAACAUUAACCGUUGAUUGUUUGUCCUGGAUUAAUUUCAAAACAAGCUGAGACAUGGAGGUCAGCGCAGAGGCCAAGAGGAUCAUGGUCGUGGCUUUGGGGAAACUGUACAGCUCGCGCACCCAGCGAGGGGGUCUUCGUCUCCACCGGAGCCUCCUCCUGACUAUGGUAAUGAAAUCCGCCCGGGACAUGUACCAUGCGGCCCAGGAGACGGCGGAAUGUGUUGCAGCAGACUGGGAACAACAACAGUCCACUACUGAGGUGACCACGGAGCCAACUGGCGCUCAAACGGAGCUCCAGUCUCCCGCUUUGUCUCUGACUUCACCCCGAGAGGAGGUCGAAACCUCCCCCACAGAGCUCCGCCGCGACGCAGAAAACAAGGAGAAUGUGUGCCCGCCCGGACCACACCACUCGAGGAAAAGGAGAGGCAAAGCGGCCGUGGAGCCGGACUUUCUGCCCUGCAAGAAAGCAAGACUUGAGCAGCAGAACUGCCCUCAACAGCUCAUUUUAAGUUCAGUUUUGCUGGACUAUGUGAACUGUAGCAAUGAACUGGGAGCCCCCCCAGCCGCCAUGCCUCUACAGAGAGCCAUUGCAGCGUGUUGAAAACCUACGCGGAUUAAAGGCGUUAAACUUUUCGACACGGCCGGGGGAGCCUGAACGCGCCGGCAAAUGGCCUCUUCCAGGGUCGUUUACAAGAACAACAGGGAUAGUGUUUCCUUCAAGUCCCAUGCAUGACUCGGAACAAGCCAGGGCAUGUUACAGGAAGCACGGAAGCAGCCCUGUUGGCGUGUAGUAGUCCCGGUGACUUUUGGCCUAAUUAUUGGCACAGCUCACAAGGACUGGCUUCAGCUGGCCAAAGGCGGAGCUAAAGGAACCGAUUCUCCUGAAUGAGACCUUGAGCUGCAAUUAUGAACGUUUACAGCUCAACAAAUGUAACAUUAUGAGUGGGGAGCAGUGCUGACUGAAGAUGGGAUGUGUUGAAAUGUAAAACAUUCAAUGACAGCAACUACCUCAGUAUUUAUUAAACAUUUUUGUACUUAAA
Molecule: messenger RNA, 1116 nt
Organism: Cottoperca gobio
Lineage: Eukaryota; Metazoa; Chordata; Actinopteri; Perciformes; Bovichtidae
Gene: ier2a
Product: immediate early response 2a
Exons: 1
Coding region: 129-677 (182 amino acids)
Source: RefSeq, a predicted model, not a curated record